Molecule: messenger RNA, 1317 nt
Organism: Penaeus indicus
Lineage: Eukaryota; Metazoa; Arthropoda; Malacostraca; Decapoda; Penaeidae
Exons: 4
Coding region: 59-694 (211 amino acids)
Biological process (GO): cellular response to reactive oxygen species
Cellular component (GO): cytoplasm; mitochondrion; membrane
Source: RefSeq, a predicted model, not a curated record
AGUCUUGAUUGUGAUCAACAAAGUGUAUACUUGGUGUCUAGUUGGUUUUAAUAAAAAUAUGGCAUAUAUAAUCAGAGCAGUGAAAAAUGCUACAGAGAAAUACCCAAUUCUACGUGGAAUGGUUACAUAUUCAGUUCUGUGGCCAGCCUCCAAUUUUGUACAACAGUCGAUGGAUAAAACAAGAGAAAAGUAUGACCCAGUAGAGUCAUUGCGUUAUCUAUUCCUUGGAAGUUUUGUUACAGCACCAACAGUUUAUGUCUGGGUAAAAUUAGCAAGUAAAAUUAUAAAGGGAACUUCUUUAAAGCAUGCUCUAAUGAAGGCUGGCCUAGAGCAGAUCCUUUUUGCUCCUGUAGGUCAGACACAAUUUUACUUGGGGAUUACUCUGCUGGAAGGUCGCCCCUGGCCUGAGUGCUUAAAAGAAUGGAGAGACAAAUUGAUUCCAACAUGGAAGGUUGCGGUGUGCUUUUGGCCAGUUGUCCAAACCGUCAAUUUUGCCUAUGUUCCAGAAAAGAACCGUGUAGUAGUGGUUUCUUUUGCAUCCUUCGUAUGGACAAUAUUCUUGUCUUACAUGCAUCACUUUGACCAAGAAAUGCUUCCAAUGUUUCUCAAGAGGAUGGAUCAGACGGGAGAGACACUUUCUAAUGGAGAAUGUUCACAAUCAGACAAAGAGGAAUUAACCAAAGAUAUGUUAUAGCAGCAUAACGCAUAACAUAUUAAGAGAGUAAUAACACUUCUGAUAGAUGAGGGACAUCUUGAAUUAAUAUUGUGUAUUAGGUUCUAGACCAGCGGCGCUCGUGACUUCUUUCUCCAACAAAAAUCAUCAACAGUCUUAAUUUACCUGAUUGUAAAACAGUAUUCCUUGAAGACAGCUUUGUAAUAUGUUCAUGAUGUGAACAAUGACUUAGCAAAUUGGCCUAUAAUAUUUUCCCUAAAAGACCGCGAUCCCAUUGAGAACUGCAACAUAUCGGUUGGAACCACUGCUUUACAGUAUAAAUCAUAGAAAGAGAAUAUCUUGCCCAUUUUAUAAAAGUGGUAAAAAAGGUACUUUCCAAUAAAUUAAAACAGCAUGUAAGAGUUUACAUAAAGCUGUUUUGAUAUUAUUGGAAAGUAUAUUUAAAAUCUAGUCUAAAGAUAUUACAGAUAAUGAAAAUGAUUGUUCUAGUAAUAAUUUGAAGUAGAAAAUGUAUUUCAUAUUUCAUGAUAUAUUUACUUCAUACAGCAUAUUUAUUUCAAUAUAUGUACAUUAUAUAUUUGUGUGUGUGUGUAAUACCUAUUGCAUCACUGUGAAACUUAUGUCAAUAAAACAGUUUGUUUUUA